UCCCUGCUGGACGGCGGCCUCCGCAACUGGCUGCGCCAGGGCCUCCCGCUGAGCUCGGGCAAGAGCCGCCCCGCGUCCUCCGAGUUCCGGGCCACACUGGACCCCACCUUUGUCAAGACCUACGAGGACAUCAAGGAGAACCUGGAGUCCCGGCGCUUCCAGGUGGUGGACGCCCGAGCCGCCGGCCGCUUCCAGGGCACUGAGCCGGAGCCCAGAGAAGGCAUCGAACCUGGCCACAUCCCCGGCACCGUGAAUAUCCCCUUCACGGACUUCAUGACCAAGGAGGGCCUGGAGAAGACGCCCGAGGAGAUCCGCCGCAUGUUCCAGGACAAGAAGGUGGACCUGUCCCAGCCUCUGGUGGCCACGUGUGGCUCCGGCGUCACAGCCUGCCAUGUGGCACUGGGGGCCUACCUCUGCGGCAAGCCCGACGUGGCCAUCUACGACGGCUCCUGGGUGGAGUGGUACAUGCGGGCCCAGCCCGAGGAAGUCAUCUCCGAGGGCCGGGGGAAGACCCGCUGAGACGGGCGGGACGUGACACAGGAAGCUCCGGUGAUGCCGGCCACCAGCUGUGCCCAGCCUGGUUGUUCUCAAGCUGUUUUCACCAGAAGAGCAUGUCUUCCUCCAACUCAGGCGGCACAGGGGGUGACAUCCCAGAGGCCAGGAGUUCUUUUGACUGUGGGCUCCCAGGAGAGAAGGUGGAGGAGGUGGUGGUGGGCACGGGGGAAGGGGAGCCACCCACACGGUGCUGAGCUGGGCCCCACCUCCCUUCUGUUUCACUUUUUAGGAAAUAAAACAGCCGAGUGCUAAGUGCUU
Messenger RNA from Myotis brandtii (Brandt's bat), 813 nucleotides. RefSeq names its product mercaptopyruvate sulfurtransferase (gene MPST). The annotation marks the transcript as partial. Gene Ontology annotation, molecular function: thiosulfate-cyanide sulfurtransferase activity. NCBI's taxonomy places the organism in Eukaryota, Metazoa, Chordata, Mammalia, Chiroptera, Vespertilionidae. The record is from RefSeq and is a predicted model, not a curated record. Gene Ontology annotation, cellular component: mitochondrion. Gene Ontology annotation, biological process: transsulfuration. The transcript is spliced from 2 exons.